Podarcis lilfordi (Lilford's wall lizard) is the source of this 303-nucleotide messenger RNA. NCBI's taxonomy places the organism in Eukaryota, Metazoa, Chordata, Lepidosauria, Squamata, Lacertidae. The record is from the annotation of a GenBank genome assembly.
AUGGUAACCGCAGAGAAGAGCUACAAAUCAGGGAAGCACAGGUCUGAGCGAUUUUCCCAUGGACCUGCUCCUUUCCCAGUGAAAUUCCCCUUAAAAUCAGAACAAGCAGCAAUCCAUGGAAAACCCAAUUGCUGUUUUCUCCAGUUUAGCGCUAAAGAGUGGUUUUCCCCAGGAAAAAGCAGCAGGACAAUAGGAAGUAUGCAUAAGCCCAGAGACAUAUUCUGUUCUCAAAAGGCUUCUUCCUUUCCCAGGCAGCCAGUGCUAAACAUUAUGUGCAGCAUUGCUCUAGAUUACACUGACUAA